Molecule: messenger RNA, 402 nt
Organism: Glycine soja
Lineage: Eukaryota; Viridiplantae; Streptophyta; Magnoliopsida; Fabales; Fabaceae
Product: probable leucine-rich repeat receptor-like protein kinase At5g49770
Exons: 5
Coding region: 1-387 (128 amino acids)
Molecular function (GO): protein binding
Source: RefSeq, a predicted model, not a curated record
AUGGUUGCAGAAGGAGAAACAGCUGAUGGAGAUUUGACCACAUUUUUGUCUCUUAUAAAUACCUGGGAGAACACCCCUCCUAAUUGGGUGGGUUCAGAUCCUUGUGAUGAUUGGGUUGGAAUCAAGUGCAAGAAUUCACACAUUACAUCAAUAACAUUAUCAAGCACCGGUUUGGCUGGUCAGCUUUCUGGAGAUAUUGGAUCACUAUCUGAAUUAGAGACUUUGGAUCUAUCUUACAACAAGGACUUGACUGGACCACUUCCAGAAUCCAUUGGGGAAUUGAAGAAGCUGGCAACCUUAAUUCUUGUUGGUUGUAGCUUCAAGGGUCCUAUUCCAGACAACAUAGGAAAUAUGCAGGAGAUUUUAUAUGCUGUUUCUUAUUCCUAAGGUGUGUAUUUUUUU